Molecule: messenger RNA, 612 nt
Organism: Ustilaginoidea virens
Lineage: Eukaryota; Fungi; Ascomycota; Sordariomycetes; Hypocreales; Clavicipitaceae
Exons: 3
Coding region: 1-612 (203 amino acids)
Source: RefSeq, a predicted model, not a curated record
AUGUCGUCUUGUCCUGACGUGACAUCGGGCCAGGAACUCAAUUCAUUGUCGUGUGGCUCUAGUCUACGCUAUUGUAUCUUAUCUGCGCUUACAGUAGCAUCUACCCAGGGAUUCUCAACCCUUCAUAGCCGCCCCGUGUCUGUGAUCCGGCCACCGCGUAUACUCAGUCCGCUCGGGAAGGGGGGUAGGGAAAACCCCAUGCUUUGCCUCGACCGGUGGGUGGUGCGGAUCCGUGUCCCGGGGGUCCGGGAGCAGAUUAGUGCUUCAGGCUGUGUUAGCGGUGCGGCUUGGGAGCGCGUGCAGGUGGGAGACGGGACGGGAAACGUACGCCGCAGGAGGAGCAGGAGCAGCCGGAGCAGGCGCCGGAGCAGGAGCAGGAGGAGCAGUUGCUGUCAAAGACGCGGAGACAUGGUGAGUUUUCAAAAGCUUCCAGAGAAAGGCAGCAAGGCAAGUAAAAGGUUGAGCGACGAGGGCGAGUCAAAGAGUUUUGUAUUGAUCGAUGGCUUUGUUGGUGAUGUGAUGGUCUGCAAAACUGCCUUCUCCGGCCCCUUCUCGAGGCUCCUUCUUAUACUUUUCGUCCCCUCCCCCUUUCUCGAGGAAUGCGUGUGGUAG